AUGGCAAAACCAUACAAUAACAAUGAGGAAAUCGAUGGUAUCUCAUCUGGCAAUACACACAAUGCCUCUUGUGACGGCUGCCGAUCGGCUCAUAUCUACAGUGAUCGAUACAAAUGUCUUCAAUGCAUCGAUUAUGAUCUAUGUGGCUACUGUUUCGAAGAACGACGCGAGACACGACCACACUCGAGUGGACAUGCAAUGGUUCAUUUUAAAAUACCCAAUGAAUUGUUCGGUGAGCAUGUACCUUGUCCGAAUGAUAUCACGUUAGCGAAAUUGAACGAGCUUCUUGCUGGGAAACAACAUAAUACUAAAUGUGAUGGUUGCUCGAUACAGAUUGUUGGUGUUCGAUUCAAAUGCGAUACUUGUCACAAUUACAAUUUAUGUUCAAAGUGUAUGCAACAGCGAGUGACCAGUAAAAAUCAUCAGAGUACUCAUCCACUAGUGGUCGCUAGCAAUCAAAGUCUGCUCAAAAUCAAUAUAAAUGAUAUUCUUAAGGGUGAAGUGCUUGGUCACGGAGCAUUCGGUCAAGUAUACAAGGCUGUUUGGUUGUCAAAAAACCGCGAAGUAGCAUGCAAAGUAUUCCGAGUGACAGCACAUAGACGGCAUUUGGAAGAUAGUUUUCGAAAAGAAUUGAAUGCUUAUGCUGAACUGUCAGGUGCUUAUAUUCUUAAAACAUUUGGCUAUGGGGAACGUCUGAUGGCUAAUGGUAUCAAAGAAUGUUAUUUAAUAACCGAAUUCAUGCCUCAUGGAAGUCUUUCAAAUGUUAUCCACAACGAAAUGGAGAAAAUAUCACUUCGACGUAAAUUGACUAUGGCAUGUCAUGUUGUUAGUGGUAUGAGCAAGUUACACGCCCAUACGAUGAUUCAUCGUGACAUCCGUCCCGAUAAUAUUCUUGUCUCAAGUAAUUACACAGCAAAAAUCGGUGAUAUGGAUUUGAUUCGUCAGUAUUUUGAUGAUAUGAUGAAACAAUUCAAUCGCAUUCGUCAUCUUAUUGAUUUUCGACGACCAAAACAUCAACAACCAGCUCCACAAAGCGUCAAAGCGAUGAAAUAUUUUGACGAUGCGUGCAUUGAUGAUUAUGAUCCGAUCAUCAAACACGAGCCGAGAAAAAUUGAUAAGCGGCCAGUGCGAUGUCCUAGUCCACCACCGAAUUUCCCACGAGUUCAAGAAGAGGGUCACCAACAGUUUCUCAACGCGGCAAAACAUCCACGAUCACGUACACCAAUUCCUCUCUCUCCACGUUUCAACAAUCGAAUGCAUCAGCAACAUGUUUUUCAUAGAGCAGAUCCGUUUCGGCCGAUCAGCGCUAACAAUGACAUCCAUCAACAUCUAAUGGAAUUUCAUUUAAAUGCCGAUUUUGAUCACAAUUCUGGACAGUUUCAUCGCAUGAUGCGACAGUUCUAA
Messenger RNA from Rotaria sp. Silwood2, 1404 nucleotides. Lineage: Eukaryota; Metazoa; Rotifera; Eurotatoria; Philodinida; Philodinidae. The record is from the annotation of a GenBank genome assembly.